CGCUCCUCAGACCACAAGCAACAAUCAGAACGAUGGAAGCGUUUUUCCAGAGUGUUCUUCCACAGGCAGAUCCCAAUCCCAUUGUGCUGGCCGGUUCACCAUGGCCCAUUCUCACCAUAUUGGCGCUCUAUCUGGUGUUUGUGCUGAAGCUGGGCAGGAUCUUCAUGGAACACCGCAAGCCCUACGACCUGAGGCGAGUGCUGAUGGUCUACAACCUAUUCCAAAUCGCCUACAAUGGCCUCUACUUUGGCGGAAUCGUCUACUACCUGUUCUACAAACAAAUCUGCAAUCUGCGCUGCCUGGAGACCUUUCCGCAGGGCCAUGAGCACAAGCAGGUGGAGCGGGUCUUCCAUGCAGCCUAUUUAAUCAACAAGGUGAUCGACCUGAUGGACACGGUAUUCUUUAUCCUGCGGAAGAGCUACAAGCAGGUCACCUUCCUGCACAUAUACCACCACGUCCUGGUGGUCUUCGCGGGCUUUGCCCUGACCAGGACCUACGGCACUGGGGGUCACCUCAACAUCCUUGCGCUGCUCAACACCAUGGUGCACGUGAUGAUGUACUUCUACUACUUCCUCUCCUCGCAGUAUCCCUCCAUCAAGGGUAACAUCUGGUGGAAGAAGUACAUCACCUUGGCGCAGUUGUUCCAAUUCACCCUGAUCCUGGGAUACGGGAUCUAUGUGCUAUUUUUCUCACCCAACUGUGGCGUCCCCGUUGGCCUCAUCUACGUGACGAUGCUGCAGAGCGUCAUCUUUAUCUAUCUCUUUGCAACAUUCUAUUUCCACGCCUACUUGCGUCCGGCCAAGUCUCCUAUAAAUAAUCGAAAGUCUGAGGUGAAGCAGUCGUAGGUCCACAAUAGAGCCCCGGAUAUAUGUAUAUAUAGAUGCAUUUACAUAUCCAAUGAGUUCUGCUAGAAUAAUCGCUAUGACGUCUGGUUCUGAAAGUGACAUCCUAGAGGUCACUUUGAACUAAUGAUAAUUAACACAAAGUGUUUUGGUCCUAAGAAGUUUUUAAUGCAACUCUUUAAAUCAAUUGUAAUGUUCCUUAUUUUGGGUUACAAAUAAAAUUAACAAAAUUGAAAAA
Molecule: messenger RNA, 1080 nt
Organism: Drosophila serrata
Lineage: Eukaryota; Metazoa; Arthropoda; Insecta; Diptera; Drosophilidae
Product: very long chain fatty acid elongase F
Biological process (GO): fatty acid elongation, polyunsaturated fatty acid; fatty acid elongation, saturated fatty acid; fatty acid elongation, monounsaturated fatty acid
Cellular component (GO): endoplasmic reticulum membrane
Molecular function (GO): fatty acid elongase activity
Source: RefSeq, a predicted model, not a curated record